AUGGAUCAAGUAUCGUCUAAAGUGAUACACGAUGUUAGUGGUCAGAAGAAACUUAUUAGUUUCAAUCCAAUCCAGGGCCGAAUCACAACUCAAACAGUCCGGGAUGAAGAAGAAUAUAUGGAGCAUCUGGGAAAAAUAAUACAACGGGAUUUUUUCCCCAGCCUUACCGCAAACGAAGAAAAGGGAGCUGAUGAUGAAUCCAGUGAGCUUAAAGAUAGAGGUGGACUUCGCACCGAUUCUCAUAACCCUGAAAAGAGUAGACAUUGA
Messenger RNA from Schistosoma mattheei, 267 nucleotides. Lineage: Eukaryota; Metazoa; Platyhelminthes; Trematoda; Strigeidida; Schistosomatidae. The record is from the annotation of a GenBank genome assembly.